GCGAUGCAAACUGUGAUUGGUGAAAUGGGACGGCUUCCGAUUGGUUACCGGCGAGUGGCUUGGCUCUUCCUGUUCCGGCGCGCGCCGACCUUGCGGCCUGUGUCCCUAGAAGCACAGCCAUGGUGGCCUACUGGAGACAGGCCGGGCUCAGCUACAUCCGCUACUCCCAGAUCUGUGCCAAGGCUGUCAGGGCAGCGUUGAAGCCACAAUACAAAGCUGAGGCAGAGAGAGUUGCUGUGCGCCGC
Molecule: messenger RNA, 245 nt
Organism: Pelodiscus sinensis (Chinese soft-shelled turtle)
Lineage: Eukaryota; Metazoa; Chordata; Testudines; Trionychidae
Source: RefSeq, a predicted model, not a curated record